CGGUACUUCCUCUUGAUGACCCAACAUUGGUGUCGGUCUCCGACCAUGGCCCCGCAGUGCUCGCACAUCCGCGUGCCUGCCAUCGCUCGGUCCGGGCCUGGCGCGGUCGCCUGCGCCUCCGCGGCGGUGACUGCCGCGCGCCCCUUGGUCGGCACCCGCUCGGCCGGUGGUUGGGUGUUCCUCGUCGCCCGGUCGGCGGCCGUCCGCUGGCCGCCCACCGCGCGCUGGUGGGCUGUCGCCGGGUCUCUGGGCCGCCCCGCGUCGAUCCUGCAUGCCCCGGCCUGCGCUUCGGUUCCUGGGGUGCCCGCGCCCCGGACGGCGGCGCGCUCCUGCGCCCAUAGGCGCCGCUCUACAUCGAGCAUCCGCGCCCACAUCUCCAUUGGGGGUGGAUCGGCCCGUGCCCCUUUUUUACUCUUUUUGCCGAAAAUUGACCAUAUGGCCCCCGUCACCAUCUGCGCGCACAUGGUGGUGACGGUGGUAGCCACGAAGUGGCGCACCGUGGCGUCCACCCGCAGUCCCAUGGACCACAUGGCCCACGCGACGGGCACUCCGAGGAGGGCCGUGACCGGCUUAGCCCCCCGGCCCGCGCUCCUUGUCAGCCUCCCGAG
Molecule: messenger RNA, 608 nt
Organism: Gregarina niphandrodes
Lineage: Eukaryota; Apicomplexa; Conoidasida; Eugregarinorida; Gregarinidae
Exons: 1
Source: RefSeq, a predicted model, not a curated record